This is a messenger RNA of Prorocentrum cordatum, 190 nucleotides long. Lineage: Eukaryota; Dinophyceae; Prorocentrales; Prorocentraceae. The record is from the annotation of a GenBank genome assembly.
GCGGCCAUCAUCGAGAUGUACAAGGCUCAGGGCAUCCCGAUUCCUACGACGUUCAUGACUGCAGCAGCGGAGACACCCUACGUUGCGCCCGAUCAUUUCGCCCCGACCCAGAUCAAUCCCACUCAGGAGCAGCUCCGAAGUCCUCAGAGCUACAUCGACCACAAUGGCAAGAUGUGCUUCAAGGGCAAAG